CUCUCUCACAAAAGAGGCGUGUCCGUCUUGAGUAAUCCAACACCUGCCCCAUUCAGGCGUGUUACUGUAACUGGCUAAACAGCCUGGACCUGUGAGAGCAGACAGAGAGCAUUUUCCCUCUCUGAUUUAAUUCACACUUAAAAGCUCAUGUACCUAGUACAGAGGAAAGAGGGACAAAAAAACACAAAAGCUUCUCUGGAGAUCCGUAUCCAUGCUGAUCCGUAGCAGGUGAAAGCGGUACCUCUUUUUGUCAUCUGUGUCGGAUAUGUCCGUGGAGGAUGUCAACAGUACCGGAGUUGUGGUGGAUGGUAAACCGAACCCUUGUGAAACUCAGAGCCAGGAUGGUAUUGUUUUGGUCCAGAUGGCUAGUCUCUCCAUGCAUAUGUUCGCUCCAGCAGACUUUAAAGGGAAGUUCAGGAAGAUCCAGCCGAGAAAAAGACCCACCAUCAUCAAAGAAGCAUCCCCCGUAGGAAAGCGCCCCCUCCCCCAAGUGAGCAGCGCUCCGGGUGAGAGGAAAGGUCCUGUUGCCACCAUGCCGGUCACCGUGGACCCCGAGAGCAAACCGGGCGAGUAUGUCCUCAAAAGUCUGUUCGCCAACUUCACCACCCUGUCUGAACGCAAAAUACGCAUCAUCAUGGCAGAACCACUGGAAAAGCCUCUCACCAAAUCUCUACAAAGAGGAGAAGACCCGCAAUUUGAUCAGCUGAUCAGCACUAUGAGCUCUCUGGCUGAGUAUUGUCUUCCCUCCAUCCUGCGGACACUGUUUGACUGGUAUAAGAGACAGAACGGUUUGGAAGAUGAGUCCCAUGAGUACCGGCCACGUGCAAACACAAAGUCCAAAAAUGAUGAACAGCAAAAAGAUUAUCUGAUGGAAAGGAGGGACUUGGCAAUAGAUUUCAUGUUCUCACUUGUGCUUAUUGAGGUUUUAAAACAGAUCCCUCUCCAUCCUCUUCUGGAUGGCCUCAUUCAGGAAGUCAUUAACCUGGCAUUCAAACAUUUCAAGUACAAAGAGGGGUACCUUGGGCCCAACACGACCAACAUGCACAUAGUGGCUGAUCUGUAUGCAGAGGUUGUCGGUGUCGUGGCCCAGUCCAGGUUUCCUGCAGUGAGGAAGAAGUUUAUCUCAGAGUUGAAGGAGCUCAGGCAGAAAGAGCAGAGCCCAUAUGUGGUCAAAAGUACUAUCAGCCUCAUUAUGGGGGUCAAGUUCUUCCGCAUUAAGAUGUACCCAGUGGAAGAUUUCGAAGCGUCUUUCCAGUUUAUGCAGGAGUGUGCUCAGUAUUUCUUGGAGGUGAAAGAUAAGGACAUUAAACAUUCUCUGGCUGGACUCUUUGUGGAGAUUCUCGUCCCUGUAGCCGCAACGGUGAAGAAUGAGGUGAACGUGCCUUGUUUGAGGAAUUUUGUGGAAACCCUCUACGACACAACUUUAGACCUGUCAUCCAGGAAGAAACACUCUCUGGCUCUGUAUCCGUUGGUAACGUGUCUUCUGUGUGUGAGCCAGAAGCAAAUCUUUCUAAACAGAUGGCACGUCUUCCUCAACAACUGCUUGUCCAACCUGAAAAACAAAGACCACAAAAUGGCCCGGGUGGCACUUGAAUCUCUCUAUCGGCUGCUGUGGGUCUACAUGAUCCGAAUCAAAUGUGAAAGCAACACUGCAACACAAAGCCGCCUCACCUCAAUCAUAUCAACACUGUUCCCUAAGGGUUCACGGAGUGUUGUUCCCAGAGACAUGCCACUCAAUAUCUUUGUCAAGAUAAUUCAGUUCAUUGCCCAGGAAAGACUGGAUUUUGCUAUGAAAGAAAUAAUAUGUGAUCUGCUGAGUGUUGGAAAAUCAGCCAAAGCUUUCAGUUUAAACCCAGAGAGAAUGAACAUCGCUCUGAGAGCGUUCCUCGUCAUAGCCGAUAACCUGCAGCAGAAAGAUGGUGAACCACCCAUGCCAAACACAGGGGCUACUUUGCCUUCUGGGAACACACUGAAGAAGAAAAAAACCUACCUCAGCAAAACUCUAACUGAGGAGGAAGCAAAACUUAUAGGUAUGGCACUGUAUUACUCCCAGGUCAGGAAAGCCAUUGAUAACAUCCUGAGGCACUUGGAUAAGGAGGUGGGCCGCUGCAUGAUGCUCACCAAUGCCCAGAUGCUCAACAAGGAACCCGAAGACAUGAUCACGGGUGAGAGAAAACCGAAGAUUGACUUGUUCCGGACGUGUGUUGCGGCCAUUCCCCGUAUCCUGCCAGAUGGCCUGUCAAAAAUUGAGCUCAUCGAUCUCUUGGCCAGGCUAACGGUCCACAUGGAUGAUGAACUCAGACUCAUUGCCCAGAAUUCACUGCAGAGUCUGCUGCUGGACUUCUCCGAUUGGCGAGAGGAUGUGCUGUUCGGGUACACUAACUUCCUGCUGCGUGAGGUGCAGGACACGCAGCAGGGCUUGCAGGACUCUUCCGUUAAACUGCUGCUGCAUUUCCUGACACAGUGGAGGCUGGCGAUACAGGCGCCUGGAAAACGCUCGGCGGAGAUGGGAUCUCAGAGCAGCGGGAGCUCCAGACUGCCACCCGAGCGCAGUCCUCACUCCACGGUGCUGCACGCUGUGGAGGGUCUAGCCCUGCUGCUGCUGUGCUCCUGCCAGACCAGCACUCGCAAACUGGCUGUGUCUGUCCUCCGAGAGAUACGCUGCCUGUUUACAGCCAUCGGACAAGCCGAGGAUGAUGAUAAGUCUAUGAUCGACGUUAUGGACCAACUGGCCCCCAGCGUGCUGGAUAGUUUCGUCCAUGUGGCUGUCUCUGACUCUGCCACACUGCCCAUGAGUCAUCACGUGGACCUGCAGUGGCUGGUAGAGUGGAACGCCCGCCUGGUUAACAGCCACUAUGAUGUAAAGAGUCCCUCUCAUGUGUGGAUCUUCGCCCAGUCGGUGAAGGAUCCCUGGGUGCUCUGCCUCUAUAGCUUCCUUAGGCCAGAGCACCUCCCCAAACACUGCUCGACGGCGCUCAGCUAUGCCUGGCCCUAUGCCUUUACACGCCUACAGCUGCUUAUGCCACUUGUUGACCCAAACAGUCCCGUUUACGCCAAAAAGACCAGCACGCCAGGCCCGGCUGAUGGCUAUGUGACGCUGUGGAGGAAUUACCUGAUAUUGUGCCUCGGUGUUGCCAAACCCAGCAUCAUGAGUCCGGGUCACCUGAGAGCCUCCACACCUGAGAUCAUGGCUACCACACCUGAUGGCAGUGUUACGUAUGAUAACAAGGUGAUAGGCACACCAUCAGUGGCAUGGCUCCUGAAACAGCUGGUUCCCCUCAUGAGAUCGGAGAGUUUAGAGAUCACAGAGUCUCUGGUCCUCGGCUUUGGGCGAACAAAUUCCCUUGUGUUCAGGGAGCUGGUGGAAGAACUCCAUCCUCUAAUGAAAGAAGCUCUGGAGAGGAGGCCUGAGAAUAAGAAGCGGAGAGAGCGGAGAGAUCUGCUCCGGCUGCAGCUGCUGCGUAUCUUUGAGCUUCUUGCUGACUCAGGGGUCAUCAGUGACAGUACUAAUGGGGCGUUGGAGCGAGAUUCCCUGGCUCUAGGAGCUCUUUUCCUGGAGUAUGUUGAUCUGACCCGGAUGCUCUUAGAAGCAGAGAAUGACAAAGAGCUGGAUAUUUUGAAAGACAUGAGAGCUCAUUUCAGUGGAAUGGUGGCCAACCUCAUCCAGUGUGUUCCAAUCCACAACAGGCGGUUAUUGUUCCCCCAGCAGAGCUUGAGGCAUCACCUCUUCAUUCUCUUCAGCCAGUGGGCCGGACCCUUCAGUGUCAUGUUCACACCUCUGGACCGCUACAGUGACCGUAACCACCAGAUCACACGCUACCAGUAUUGCGCUUUGAAGGCUAUGUCAGCGGUAUUGUGUUGUGGCCCUGUGUUCGAUAACGUGGGCCUUUCUACAGACGGAUACCUCUACAAGUGGCUGGACAAUAUCUUAGCCUGCCAUGAUCUCCGGGUGCACCGGCUUGGCUGUGAGGUUGUCAUCUUGCUCCUGGAACUAAACCCAGAUCAGGUGAAUCUGUUUAACUGGGCUGUAGAUCGUUGCUUCACUGGAUCAUACCAGCUCGCUUCAGGAUGCUUCAAAGCUAUUGCUACUGUGUGUGGUAGCAGGAAUUAUCCAUGUGACAUUGUGACCCUUUUGAAUCUGGUGCUGUUUAAGUCAUCUGACACGAGCAGAGAGAUUUACGAGAUAUCCAUGCAGCUCAUGCAGGUUCUGGAGUCCAAGUUGUCUGUUUACUCAAAGAGGAUUGUGGGGCAGAAAACAGGAAAUAUCCUGUACGGCACACAUGGUCCUUUACCGCCGCUAUACAGCGUCUCUCUCUUCCAGCUCUCAAACCAGCUGGCCUGCAUGUAUCCUGAACUCACCCUGCCUCUCUUCUCAGAGGUCAGCCAAAGGUUCCCUACCACUCACCCUAACGGCAGACAGAUUAUGCUGACCUACCUGCUGCCGUGGCUGAACAACAUAGAGCUGGUGGACACAGGACUGCUUCCCCCCACCUCCAGCCCAUGCACCCCGGAGGAAGAGGCCCGUGAGCAGGCCGACAACCUGGGAAUCACCCACAGGCUUAAGGGCAACGGCUGGGGCUCUCUGCAGGCUACCUCACUGGUCCUAAACAAUCUCAUGUUCAUGACAGCAAAGUAUGGAGACGAAGUCCCAGGUCCUGAGAUGGAGAACGCCUGGAAUGCUCUUGUGGCCAAUGACAAGUGGAGUAACAACUUGAGAAUAACGCUGCAGUUCCUCAUAAGCUUGUGCGGAGUCAGCAGUGACACCACACUGCUGCCAUAUAUUAAGAAAGUGGUGAUAUAUCUGUGUCGGAAUAACACCAUUCAGACCAUGGAGGAGCUGCUCUUUGAGCUUCAACAGACAGACCCGGUAAACCCAGUGGUUCUACACUGUGACAACCCACCAUUCUACCGCUUUGCUGCCAGCAACAAGACUUCCGUUGUGGCCUCAGGCACAACGUCUAGCAGUAAUACAGUAGUGGCCGGGCAAGAAAAUUUCCAGGAGACAGAUGAGGCAAAGAUCGUCAGAGAGAACGAAGAGAGGUUGAGUAAUGCAGCCCGGGCUCAUAACCGUCUGGAAUCACGUUACAGCAACAGCUCGGGAGGUUCUUACGAUGAGGAGAAGAAUGACCCUCUGCCUCCAUAUGCCGCCUGGCUGAUCAGUGUAUUAGAGAGUAACAGACCUCAGCCUCUUCCCAUGCCCGUAAACGGAGGCUGUUGGGCUCCACUCGUGGACUACCUGCCCGAGACCAUCACCCCACGGGGACCCCUUCACAGGUGCAAUAUAGCUGUGAUCUUCAUGACGGAGAUGGUGGUGGACCACAGCGUGAGAGAAGACUGGGCCCUACACUUGCCGCUGCUUCUUCAUGCUCUCUUCCUAGGUUUGGAUCAUUACAGGCCGGAGGUGUUUGAGCACAGCAAGAGGUUACUCCUGCAUCUCCUCAUCGCCCUCUCCUGCAACAACAAUUUCCAGGUCAUCGCCUCUGUCCUGUUACUAACCAGAGAGAUCGGUGACAACAAGACCCUCACUGUUAAAUCCAGCUACCAGCCUGAAUACCCCUACUCAGGGGGGUUCGACUUCCUGCGAGAGUGGCAAGCGUCACCAGUGGCGGAUUCUGGUCUAAGCUCGUCCUCCACCUCCUCCAGUGUGAGCCUUGGAGGAAGCAUUGGAAACCUGCCACAAAUUACAGCUGACCUGGAGGAGCUGGACGAGUCGUCCACAGAAUCAGAUGAGAAAACCAACAAGCUCAUUGAGUUCCUCACCACCAGUGCAUGGAGUACUGUCCUGUCCUUACUCAGGGCUUUCGGACCGCUUUGGUGCCACGAAGACAUCACGCCGAAGAACCCCAACUCUAAGAGCGUAGAGCAUCUCACCAACUUCCUGCGGCAUGUGGUCUCUGUGUUCAAGGAGUCCAAAUCAGAUUUCCAUCUAGAGCAUCAGCUGAGCGACGUUGCUUUGCAGACGGCCCUCUGCAGCUCCUCUCGCCAUUAUGCUGGACGCUCGUUCCAGAUCUUCCGAGCCCUGAGACAGCCCCUUUCUGCCCACGCUGUGUCCGACCUGCUCUCACGCCUCGUGGAGGUUGUGGGGGAGCACGGGGAUGAAGUUCAGGGUUACGUCAUGGAGAUUUUACUUACUCUGGAAUCUGUUGUGGAUAAUUUAGCUGAAUGUCUGAACAACAGUGAACUUAUGGCAGCUUUGACAAGAGAUUCAUCGCCAGACUUCCUGGUGAGCGGGAAACUUAACCCAAACCGUAAGAGCACAGGGCAGCUGAACCUGCACCAAGAGGGUGGGACUAAUGAGCGGAACAGGCACCAGCGCAGUUACUCUGUCCCUAAAAAGUUUGGCGAAAGCGGGGAAAACUCGUCCUCCAACCCUCCUCGCAGUGCCACAUUAGACCGCAUCCAAGCCUGUACCCAACAGGGUCUCGCUCGAUCGGCCCGCAGCACGUCCUCCAACUCCACCCGCGCUGACACAAGUGUUAUCACCGACCCGUCCCACUCCAGUCACCCAGCCAACCUGCUCGCCACCAUCUUUUGGGUGGCAGUGUCGCUCAUGGAGUCGGACUUUGAAUUCGAGUAUCAGAUGUCAUUGAGGCUGGUUCACAAACUGCUGGCGCGGGUUCCGUUGGAUCUACAGGAGAACAGGGAGAGACUAGAGAAACUCCAGGCUCAGCUGAGGUGGAGUGGCUUUUCCGGGUUGCAGCAGCUGCUCCUAAAGGGAUUCACUUCCCCAGCUACAAAUGAUCUUACGCUUCAGUUGUUCUGUCAGCUUACACCUGUUUCACGAGUGCCAGUGGUGGACACAUCACAGGCUAUAGGUUUUCCUUUGAAUGUGCUUUGUCUGCUGCCUCACUUGGUGCAACACUUCGGUAGCCCUACACAGUUUUGUAAAGAAAGUGCUGAGAGGAUCGCACAGGUGUGUCUAGAGGAGAAAGACAAGAACACUAAACUAUCUCACCUGGCUCAUGUAAUGACCCUAUAUAAGACUCGUUCCUACACCAGAGACCCCUUCUCGUGGGUUAAUGUGGUCUGUCGCUACCUGCACGAGGCUUUCUCUGACAUCACGCUUAGUCUGGUGACAUACAUGGCUGAGUUGCUAGAUAAAGGAUUACCCAGCAUGCAACAGCCCCUGCUGCAGAUCAUCUACAGUCUGCUUAGCCACAUGGAUUUGGCAGGAAUUCAGGUCAAACCUUUCAAUGUAGAGGUGUUAAAGACCAUUGAGAAAUUUGUACAGACGGUUCACUGGAAAGAAGCUCUGAACAUUUUGAAGCUGGUCGUUUCACGCUCAGCCAGCCUAUCCCUGCCGUCCUACGCCCAUGGCGAUCUAGCCCACCUGGAGGUUAGCCGUAUGAUGUGGGAUGGCUCAUCUAAAGCCUUGCCAGGAAAGACACUGGAAUUCCAUUUUGACAUAUCCGAGACACCGGUCAUUGGCCGCAGAUAUGAUGACCUGCAGGGAUCUGGAGGGAGAGAUGGGAAAGCUCGUGUGAUAGCAGUGACCCGUAGCACGUCCUCUACCUCUUCAGGGUCCAACUCAAAUACCGUCCUGGUGCCAGUCAGCUGGAAACGGCCACAAUCAUCACAGAAGCGAACGAGAGAGAAGCUGGUGAAUGUUCUGUCACUUUGUGGACAGGAAGUUGGCCUCACCAAGAACCCGUCUGUGAUCUUCUCAUCUUGUGGUGAUCUGGACCUCAUGGAGCAUCAGCCCAGUCAGGUGUCCUCUGAGGAUGGGACCCGGGAGGACACCCUGGAUGAUACCACAUCAGAGCAGCAGUUUAGAGUCUUCAGAGACUUUGACUUCCUGGACGUAGAGCUGGAAGAUGGAGAGGGUGAGAGUAUGGAUAACUUUAACUGGGGAGUGCGCCGACGCUCUCUGGACAGCACAGACCUGACUGAGCUCCUGGAGGAGAGCCAGCACUCCGACAUCACCCCCUGCAUCGGCCUACACGACCCCCAGCAAGACUCUGAUGACUCCUCAGAGGAAGAGUCCAAUUCCACCAGCCAAAGCCUAUCCCACUCUCAACUAACCAUGAACCUCUCCCCCUCAGAGGACACCAAUCAUACAGACUCUCUGUCCACUUCCUAUGACACCACAUCAGCUGACCCAAAUUCCCUUAAUGCUGCAACACCCUGCUUGGGAACAUCGCUACCAGAUGACCACAUCAUGCCACCUGUUUUACCAGAAGACGAGGAGUCAAAUGUCCAAGAGGACGACCUGCCAUUCAAUGUGAAUGAGCUGCCAAUGAGGUUUGACUGCGGCUCUAGCACUAAUCUGGACCUUCCUGCAGAACAAAACCGAGCUGGAAUAAACCAGAACCCAAACUCCCUGCCCAGCUACCAUUUUGGGGAGGACCGAGAUGAUCUGGAUGAGCUGGGCUUUCCUCCUCCACCCUCCCCAUUUUUCUCUGCCAUCUUGGCAGCAUUUCAGCCCACGGUGUGUGACGAUGCUGAAGAAGCCUGGCGGAGUCACAUUAACCAGCUGAUGUGUGAUACAGAUGGGUCUUGCGCCGUCUACACCUUCCACAUUUUCUCUGCAAUGUUUCAGAACAUCCAAAAUAAGUUCUGCUCCCUGACCAAUGAUGCUGCUAGUUACCUUGGAGACAGCCUGAGGGGAAUUGGGUCAAAAUUUGUGCGGUCAUCGGAGAUGUUGGCCUUAUGCUCAGACUGUCCCACACUGUAUGUGGACGCAGAAACGAUUGUUUCAUAUGGUCUUCUAGAAAAGAUGAAGUUCAGUGUUCUUGAGCUUCAGGAGUAUCUGGACACAUAUAACACCCGGGAGGAAGCCGCUGUCUCAUGGUUGCAGAACUGUAAGGCCACAUUUCCGAGGUAUCCUGAUGAUGGUGUGAUCACCUGUCAGCCUGGAGACUCUGAGGAGAAGCAAAUGGAAACUCUGGCUCAAUUGGAGUUGUGUCAGCGACUGUACAAACUUCACUUCCAGCUCCUUCUGCUGUUUCAGUCCUAUUGUAAACUCAUAGGACAAGUGAACACCAUCAGCUCUGUGCCAGAGCUGUGGAACAUGUCUCGGGAAUUGAGCGAUCUGAAAAAUUGCCUGCGGCUAGCUGAAGCCUCAUUAGCUGGUGAUCUAGAGGACCGGCAAAGGCACGGCUCCCAGCCCAUCUUCCCCAGCUCUGAGGCAGCUGUACAGGCCAUCCUGGAGUGCUUGAAUAACAACGAGUUCUCUAUGGCCAUCCGCUACACUCAAGAGUGCAGACGAAUGUGGCCAAAUGACAUUUUUGGGGGCGGCUCAGAGGACGAGAUCCAGACUCUCCUCAACGUCUACUUCCGGCACCAGACUCUGGGCCAGACUGGCACCUUCGCACUGGUUGGCUCAAACAAGGACAUGUCCGAGGUCUGCACAAAGAUCAUGGAGCUCAACGGAGAGAUCCGGGACAUGAUCCGCCGCGCUCAGGGGUACCAGGUGAUCUCAUCCAGCCUCCUAGACUCCAGCGUGUCCGGCGUGAGUCUCUGACAGGAAGCCUGCGGCACCCCAGACCAUCCCUGGCCUGGACCCCCCGACCACUGGAUCCCUCCAUAGUCACCCAACCUCUCCUGCGCCAGCCCUCAUCCCGCGAUCCUCCACUCCUGCCACCCGCUCCAGGCCAGAUCCAGUGUGACGUUUGGGAGUGCUGCCGCCCUUUUGAGGGUGUAACUCAUAAACUUGUGCCCUUCUUAGGGAAACUUGCACGAGCAUCCUUGACUGUACUAAAUAGGAAGGGGCUCCUGAGAGUGAGUGUGUCCUCAGGUCCUCAAAUGUGCAGCAAUAACGGAGAAACGGAGCUGCUCUUGCGAGAUUCCUUAGAUUGAGUCACUCAAACGCAUCUUUUAAUUAUUGCACUAUGUUGACGUUUCGUGUCGUAAAUCAUGAGGAGAAAAAAAAUCCUGUUUGCUACUGAGAAAUGCUGCAUUUUUGGAAAGGAAGCACCCGAGUGAGAACUUCUGCUUGGUUUGUUUGUUAACAUGGGGAAUGUGCAAUGAUGGAUCAUUGAAACGGAUGCCUUUCUACUGUAACUGUUCAAGAAUGUCUUUAAAAGCGAACAGGACAUGCCGCACAACUGAAGGAAGGACAAAGGAUACUAUGUGUACGUCUUCGGUCUUUAUCACAAUACUUGUAGCUGUUUAAAGCGGAGAGGUUGUGUCUUUGUGAACCUGUCCAUCACUUGCGUACCGCUAAAUAUCAGCCUCCGCACCUGCACAGACACACGCAAACAGGCUGACAUUCAGCGAUUUGUUCGUACAACUAAGCUACUGCUGAAGCUGAUUCUACUUCAAGUGCUGAUACAAGAUUGUUUGGCUGUUUUUCAAUCGACAUCCUGCGCUCUGCCAUACACAGGCUCACCUUUAGACUAAAUUUGUAUUUAAGAAAUCAGUGUGUUGAACAUAGUUUUUGAAAUUGUUCUUUGUCGAUUCAAGUUGCCAAGCAUGCAUCAUUGUAUUUACUUUUGAGUUGUAUUUAUUGAAAGUUGUAUUUUAUUAAAAUGUUAUUUGUAUAAAGUGGAAAAGGGAGGCAUCACAUGGAGAUUAGUCUUUGUCACUAGUGCAUGCCUAGACAGAUUGCACAUUGUAAAGUAUCUGAGAUUUUUUUUCUCCCCCCCCCCCCCUUCCACUAUGUAAAUACUUAAAGCUUUUGUGAAAUAAAUUGUGCUUUCUUCAUGUU
This is a messenger RNA of Ctenopharyngodon idella (grass carp), 10648 nucleotides long. It is a transcript of the gene fryb, whose product is annotated as furry homolog b (Drosophila). Gene Ontology annotation, cellular component: cell cortex; site of polarized growth. NCBI's taxonomy places the organism in Eukaryota, Metazoa, Chordata, Actinopteri, Cypriniformes, Xenocyprididae. Gene Ontology annotation, biological process: cell morphogenesis; neuron projection development. The coding region runs from base 266 to 9463 and encodes 3065 amino acids. The transcript has 62 exons. The record is from RefSeq and is a predicted model, not a curated record.